Drosophila teissieri is the source of this 992-nucleotide messenger RNA. Its product is annotated as aprataxin and PNK-like factor. The transcript has 3 exons. Gene Ontology annotation, biological process: double-strand break repair. Gene Ontology annotation, molecular function: DNA-(apurinic or apyrimidinic site) endonuclease activity; 3'-5' exonuclease activity. Lineage: Eukaryota; Metazoa; Arthropoda; Insecta; Diptera; Drosophilidae. The record is from RefSeq and is a predicted model, not a curated record. Bases 80 to 907 code for a protein of 275 amino acids. Gene Ontology annotation, cellular component: nucleus; site of double-strand break.
UUGCAAGCCACCAAAAUCAAAUGUUCUAGCGUUCUUGUGAAAUACUAAUGUUUUGAAACUUUAACUAAAUUUGCUUAUAAUGAGUGUCCCAGAGGCAUUGGAUAAAGUGGCCAAUGAGACGGCAGCAAUUAACAGUCCGGAAGCAGAUAGUGGCACUAAACGAAAAUCCUCUAAAGAUGUCACACACAAUGGCAAUGAAAAUUAUGACGCAGAAAACAGCCCAAGAAAGCGCGUUAAAUCGGAGGAACCAGUGGCAUCCAUUAAGGAUGAAACAGACCUCGAUGUUGCUAUUAAAAUAAAAGCAGAGCCAGUGGACGAUGCGGAGGAUAAAGAAAAUCCCGCUGCUGAGCCCACCAGCACUGAUCCUACGAUCCAGAUUAAAACCGAACCAGCGGACAAUGGAAUUCCACCUGCAGCUACGAUGAUAAAGACCGAACCCACUAAUAAAAAUGCACCGGGCGCCGUCGACGACUCCUCCGUAUCCUCGAGCAGCACUAGGACUUCUUGUCGCUUCGGCAUACGAUGCUACAGGCGAAAUCCAGCUCAUCGAAGUGCAGAAGCUCAUCCGGGCGACCAGGACUACCGGCGACCAGAUUUCCCAGCGCCCCCCCUUGGAACUCCAGCUUGUCCUUACGGGAACUCUUGCUAUCGCCGUAACCCAGUUCACUUCCAGGAUUACUCCCAUCCGGCGGAUUUCAAUUCCGCGCAAAACAUUCGAAAUCGUCUGCGUCAACGACGAGCCCAACGGCAGAAUGAUGAUGACUCAUGCACGGAUGAGGAGGAUGAACCCUUUGGAGGCGACAAUGACAAGGAUGCGGACUACCGUCCUGGCGCAGACAUAGACGAAGAUGAGGAUGAUGAUCUGGAGUUUGAUAGUCAACGCAUAAGUGGCGAUGACUUCGAUUAGACUACACAUUCAAAUUUGUUGUUAACCUAGAUUAUACGUUCCAUUUACCAAAUAAUAAGCUUUAUAUAUAUUUUCUUGAUGAAAA